Molecule: messenger RNA, 1457 nt
Organism: Thermothelomyces thermophilus ATCC 42464
Lineage: Eukaryota; Fungi; Ascomycota; Sordariomycetes; Sordariales; Chaetomiaceae
Exons: 8
Coding region: 76-1068 (330 amino acids)
Biological process (GO): tricarboxylic acid cycle; malate metabolic process
Cellular component (GO): cytoplasm
Molecular function (GO): L-malate dehydrogenase (NAD+) activity
Source: RefSeq, a predicted model, not a curated record
UUCAACCAUUGCAUCACUUUCCAGUUCCCCCACGAUCCUCCGCUGCCUCCGAUCCUAACUCCAACUCCAAACAAAAUGGUCAAAGCUGUCGUUGCUGGCGCCUCCGGCGGUAUUGGACAGCCGCUGUCGCUGCUCCUGAAGCUCUCUCCGCUCGUCAGCGAGCUCGCACUCUACGAUGUUGUCAACACCCCCGGUGUUGCGACCGACCUGUCGCACAUUUCAUCCAACGCCAAAACCACUGGCUACCUGCCCGCCAACGACGGCGCCAAGACCGCUUUCAAGGAUGCCGACAUCAUCAUCAUCCCGGCGGGCAUUCCCCGCAAGCCCGGCAUGACCCGUGAUGACCUCUUCAACAUCAACGCCGGCAUCGUGAAGGGCCUCAUUGAGGUGGCCGCCGAGGUCGCCCCCAAGGCCUUCAUCCUGGUUAUUUCCAACCCCGUCAACUCGACCGUCCCCAUCUCGGCCGAGGUGCUCAAGGCCAAGGGCGUCUUCAACCCCCAGCGCCUCUUCGGUGUCACCACCCUCGACAUUGUCCGUGCCGAGACCUUCGUUGCCGAGAUUGCCGGCAAGAGCAACCCCCAGGAGUUGACUGUCCCCGUCGUUGGCGGUCACUCCGGCGAGACCAUUGUUCCGCUUUUCAGCAAGAUCGCUCCGUCUGUCACGAUUCCGGACGACAAGUACGACGCUCUUGUCAACCGCGUCCAGUUCGGUGGUGAUGAGGUUGUCAAGGCCAAGGACGGCGCUGGUUCUGCCACACUUUCGAUGGCGUAUGCUGGUUACAGGUUCGCCGAGAAGCUCCUCAAGGCCGCCGCGGGCGUCAAGGGCCUCGUUGAACCAAGCUACGUCUACCUUCCCGGCAUCCCAGGUGGCAAGGAGAUUGCCGAGAAGACCGGUGUCGAGUUCUUCUCCGUUCCCAUCGAGCUUGGCCCUAAUGGCGCCGAGAAGGCGGUCGAUAUCCUCGGCGACAUCACCGACAAGGAGAAGAAGUUGCUCGAGGCGGCAGUGUCGGGCCUGAAGCGGAACAUCAAGAAGGGCAUCGACUUCGCCCACAACCCCCCCCAGAAGUGAAUACCCCUCCCCCACUUUGUGAUGGUAUCCAUCUAUUUUUUGGUUUGGCAUUGAGCCAAUGUUGCCUUUGCACGGUCUUUCGGUGGCUUGCAUUUAGUUCAACCCGUCGUGGCCGGUAGAGCAAAUAUAAAAUCUUUUGUCUCUUUUUCCGUCAGGAUUCGGUAGCUGAUUGGUGUUUUCUCUCAUUAGGCUGUGAGGGGUGAAACGAUGACGAGCUCGGAAUGGGAGAGAGGAGGGCGGACAUUAUCGACUCUGCCGGAUCCGAAGGCAGUUGGAACAAAAGAACAGAAGGAACGGAUAUCACAAAAGGCGGAUAUUUCCCUGAAAGCUGGGUAUUGAGAACAUUGCUCCACGCAAACACGAUAGAAGCCAAAACAAAGUUACAAAUU